This is a messenger RNA of Paramecium primaurelia, 1114 nucleotides long. The record is from the annotation of a GenBank genome assembly. NCBI's taxonomy places the organism in Eukaryota, Ciliophora, Oligohymenophorea, Peniculida, Parameciidae.
AUGUCAGAGCCUUUUCAGCUAACAAAAAAGGAUAAAUGUAAAAUAAUAAAUGUUGAUUUUUAUGAAAUGUAUUACUAAAUUAGAAUAAAGAUAGUUUUAUUGCCAUGAUUGAUUCAUCAAAUAAAAUGUAUAUAUUUGCCUUAAAUACACUGCUUCCAAUUUAUUAUCUUGAGUUACCAAUAUAGGUAGUUAACAUUACUUUUGGAAGAAAGUCAGAGGAAAUAGCUGUUUUCUCAGAAAAAGAAAUUUUGAUAUAUUCAUUACAAGAUGACAUAAUAUUUUAGAAAAAAAUGGAAAUAAUCAAUUUAAUAAAAUUUGAUUUUAUGGAUAAAGAUUAUUUGAUUCUCACUUAAACUCAUUUAUAAAACUCAAUUAUGUCUGUUGAUACUCUUGAUCCAAUUACAUUUGAAAAAAUCCAUUUUUAAAAGAAUUACAAUUUAUUAAUUCUUUUUUAAGAUUCAAUUUAGUUAUUUAACAAUUUAAGUCCAUAUUUGAGCUUCUAAUAAAAAUUUAACAAUAAAUCAAAGUUAAGGUAUGAUCAUUAAUAGUAAUUGAUAUGUAUUUUUGAAACAAAUUAAUUGAGUAUCUAUUUUAUUUUUCAUGAUUAAAUUAAGCAUAGACAUACAUUAUCACUUAAUAUUGAAAAAAUUUAGGAUGGUUGCUUUUUUUCCCUUCCAUUUUACAAAUAACCUGGAUUUUAUGGAGAUCAGAUAUUUAUUUACAGUAACUAAUUUAUUUAAUAUUUAAAGUGGCUAUGACUAGAGGCAAGUUAGGUAGUUAGUUUUAAUUCGUUGACUAAGAUGGAGAUAGAUAAUGUAUUGGUAAUACUUUUUAAGAAAAAAAGUGUAAAACCAUUAUUCCAAUAUCAAAGUGGGGGAAUAAUUUACUUGUCUUAUUUGAAUAAGGUUGCUUAAACAGAAUAAAAUUAUAUAAAUUUCCACAAUUUGAAAAAUUGGAUUUUAAAUUUUAAUAUUACCCAAGAAAUGAAACAUAUAAUGAAUUAGAAGAUGAAUUUGAUAAGAAAAUCAAAUAAUCAUCUAUUGAAUUAAAAGAGGAUUAAUUUUCCUAAAAAAUACUUGACCCAUAUUAUUCUUAUUGUGAUGAACUCAUUUGA